GAGGUCGAUGGACGACUUCAUUUAUAAACAUCUUACAUAGCAAAUUCAUGGAGUGUAUUCAUUUAUCAUAUCAGCAGAAAUAGUUUCGUGCGAUGUGACCGGAUGUGAGCCCUUCGGGUCGCGUUUCUGCUUAGCCAGGACAUUUGCUGAUUGUUUUCUGACAUCUAGCACAUUUUUUGUGGCUGACAAACAUCCUGGGAUCAUCAGAGUAGAACUCAAGUGUUUUGGAAACCGCUGUCAAAUCGUGCUGUUGAUUCAACCGAUAAGAGGCUGGGCUUGUAAAGUGCUGACAGACAGCGCAUUGUUGUAGCGUUCCCUCCACGAGAGGCAAUCGCAUCACACGUCCAGUGCGGGCAUUUUAAACGAACAUGGCGCCCAAGACCAUCAUCUGGGCCAUCUUGUUUUUGGCAGUAUACGACAGUGUUGUUGUGGAAGGACAAGAAUCUACCACCGCAGCAAGGAACGACGCAAACAAUCCUACUACAAGGGGACCAGGCGUAUUGGAUGAUGGGGAGAGUAGAGUGGCUACGCUUGCACCUGAAGUCACCACCACUACCGCCCAGACCGACCCGUGCGACUCUAACCCAUGUCAACAUGGUGGGGAGUGCUUCAGUAACGACGCGGGCUAUCGGUGCUUUUGUCCAGAGGACUGGCAUGGAGACAACUGCGAGAAAAGAAAGCCGUGCGUCGUGAAUCCAUGUCAGAAUGAUGGAAUAUGCGAAGAGAAUGGCGAAGACUUCGCCUGCACAUGCCCCGAAGGAUGGAAGGGCGAAACGUGCGAAAUCGAGGUCGUGGAUCCAUGCCAGCCGAAUCCAUGUAAAAGAGGCAUAUGUAGUCCGGACCGCGUCAAUCCAGAGACAUUCUCCUGCAGCUGUCCCAGCGGAUGGACUGGUCGAACAUGCAACGCAGAUAUCGAUGAAUGCCGUAAUAAUCCAUGCGGAGGAGGGAAGAACAAGUGCUACAAUCGGCCCGGAACCUUUAUCUGUGUCUGUGCUACGGGAUAUGAGAGUAAAGGAACAACUUGUGUUGAUAUAAACGAAUGCAGGGGAAUACAUGACUGUGACCACACCUGUAAAAACACCAAAGGAGGCUACCGUUGCGAAUGCCGCGCUGGGUUCACCUUGGACAGAAACAAGAAGACCUGUACAGACAUUGACGAAUGCGACGACUGGACGUGGAACAAAGGACCCUGUGAAUACGAUUGUGAAAAUACCGCAGGCAGCUACAAGUGUUCAUGCAAUGAGGGAUACGAGGUGGACAAAGACGGCCAUAGUUGCGUCGAUGUGAACGAAUGCGGAUCCAGUAACGGAGGAUGUGAGCACUACUGUCAGAAUGACCGAGGGAGCUACAACUGCUAUUGUAGGAGAGGCUACAAUCUAGCAGCAAACAGGAAAAAAUGUAGGGAGAUCACAUGUCCGCGGGGAGAUGUGUUUGAGCCUACUCACGGGAGGUUUGAGAUGACCAACGGCAACAGGUACGAGUCCCGUCUUACCUACAUCUGUGACCAAGGAUACCAGAACACCGGGACCGAACAGCUCGUCUGCGGAGACGAUGGCAGGUGGCAGGCGAGAGAAGGGGGGCAUGUAACGCCACCUAGAUGCGUGGAUGUCAACGAAUGCGACCUUGCCAAUGGCGGGUGCGAACACACCUGCACAAACUUCGAGGGAGGGUCCGAAUGUUCCUGUCUGAAUGGCUACCAGCUGGAGGAGGAUGGAUACCAUUGUACAGAUAUCGACGAGUGUGCCGACGACAGCACAAACGAGUGUGAACACAGCUGCGUCAAUGUGGAGAGUUCGUUCUAUUGUACCUGUCCUGAAGGCUACCGGAUUGACCUGAUGGACGGGAAGUCUUGCAGACCAAUCAACUGUACAGGGUUAUACCACCCCACCCACGGAAGGGUGGCCGCUGUGGGCAGUGACACGGACUGUACCACCAGAGACGUGGUGAAGGGGACGAAGUGCCGGUACACCUGCGAGGACGGGUACGAACCAGUGGAACCCACCGCUCGCCGAGUCGUGGAGGGGGACAUCGUGAGGGAGUGUGGCACAACCGGGUCAUGGUCGGAGAAACGGAUAGAAUGCUCACCAAUGGAGUGUCCACUGCUGACGAUGCCAGACCAUGCCCAGGUCUACCCUAUGAGCUGCCGGGAACAGGCGAGGUUUGGGAAGCGGUGCACCGUGUCCUGUGGAACCAACUACCGGCUGAAGGGGGAGGCAGUCACCACAUGUACUAAUGUCGGCUCAGCUGGUGACGUCAUCAUAGACUGGAGCCCCAAGGACUGGACUUGUGUUGAAGACUUUCCAGAACCAUAUGUCAUCUGUCCUGAUGACGUCAACGUUCAACUAGGACCAGGCAAGAGUCACGUGGUUGUUAACCUGACGUCACCACAGUCCAACUACGAGACCACCAUUGAUGGGGACUAUGUCCUGGGUGAAAACAACUUCACCAUUGGGCAGACCAAGGUGGUCUACACCGCCCACGGGCACAACGACGAAACAGCUUCAUGCACCUUGAGGGUCCGCGUUCUUGACACGGAGCCGCCAACUGUACAGUUCUGCCCCAAGUCUCAAGUGAUUGAAACUGCUGAGAGAGCCCCUGUCGUCAGUUGGGAUGACCCCGUGUUUAUAGACAACGUUGGUAUAAAGAGCCUUACACACAUCGUGGAACCAAACAGGCCCUUCACUUGGGGGUUCUACUACGUCAAGUACACCGCCGGCGACGAGCACCGCAAUUUUGCUGAGUGUGUCUUCACUAUCCAUGUAAAGAAGAAGGAAUGCAAAGAGCUUGUGCCACCAGCCAACGGCGAUCUGAGCUGCGAUAGUUGGUUUCUGGGGAAGUUUUGCCAGUUGAGCUGCGACCCGGGAUUUGCACCGUUCGAAGAGGAUGCUGCCGACAUGUACACCUGUGACCAGGCCGGCGAAUGGAAACCGACGCCAAGGGUUCCUGACUGCGUCGAGGUUUCCGAACAAGUUGCAGCCGUUCUGGGGAAGAUGUGCCGACCUGGAUCGGUGACGAAGCAGAGGCGGGGCAAGACAGUUUGUGUCAGUUGCCCAUCGGGUACCUCCUGGGCCGUCACCACGGGCGGACCGAAGUGUGUGGACUGUCCGGUCGGUUCCUAUCAAAACCUGACGGGCCAGGUCUCUUGCAACAACUGCCCAAACGGGACUAACACCACUGAAGCUGGAGUCAAGAGAGAAGAAAACUGUUAUGGCAUGUGUCCUCCGGGCACUUCAUCAGACACGGGGCUGGGACCAGAGUGCAUGCCAUGCCGACAAGGCUUCUACCAACCGCUCGCUGGCCAAACCAGCUGCCUGUGGUGCCCGAAGAACACCAACACCACCAGCGAUGGGACUGUCUCAGAGGAAGAUUGUGUCGCUGCUCCGCGGGUCCUGUCUCACGGGCUGUUCAGACAAGUUCAAGUUGACGAUGGGCAGAAGGUGACCCUGGACUGCCAUGCGAGGGGACGGCCUCUCCCCUCCGUAACAUGGGUGAAAGAUGGAAGCGAAGACAUCUUAGACUUGGAAGAAGUUGAAGGAGAGGAUGAUCACGAGGACCACAAGAUCGUGAGGCUGACCAUUGCCGAGAUGCGGGCUGAGGAUGAGGGUCUCUACAAGUGUGUGGCGACAAACAUAGCAGGCAGCCAUGACAGGAAGGUCACCAUCAGCAUCGCAGAGGAGGACGAGGAGUAGUACAGCACAGAUUGCGAAGGACACGGCGAAAUAGACACAAGCAAUGAAGACGAAAUGUCGUUGAACUCAUUUACGUACAAAAAUGCAUGAAGGAUAUAGCAAAUAUUAAAACUACAAAAUGACUUCACGUCGACAGACUAGAACAAAAAGUUUAGACAUUGAUACAUUAUAGCUAGUAACCCAGAAAUGUAUGGAAAGAACAAUGAAUAUCAUCGUGUACAUAUGCCGAUUCUUUUAACAUGACAGUUAAUUGUCUAUAAAAAAAACAUUGCAUUGCAGGAAAAAAGUAAUCUGCUGGUAUAUCCAAUGUAAUAACCAUAAUUUCGAACAAAAUAACGCUGAUGAACAUGGAGAUAUCAAUAAACAGUUCCCGCACUGUUUUGAGCCACGAAGAGAAUAAACAAUGUAAUAAACUCGACAAAUUUGAUAGUCAAUCCU
Branchiostoma floridae (Florida lancelet) is the source of this 4127-nucleotide messenger RNA. RefSeq names its product sushi, von Willebrand factor type A, EGF and pentraxin domain-containing protein 1-like. The transcript is spliced from 24 exons. The record is from RefSeq and is a predicted model, not a curated record. Gene Ontology annotation, molecular function: calcium ion binding. The coding region runs from base 369 to 3689 and encodes 1106 amino acids. Lineage: Eukaryota; Metazoa; Chordata; Leptocardii; Amphioxiformes; Branchiostomatidae.